Messenger RNA from Nelumbo nucifera (sacred lotus), 1615 nucleotides. The record is from RefSeq and is a predicted model, not a curated record. Lineage: Eukaryota; Viridiplantae; Streptophyta; Magnoliopsida; Proteales; Nelumbonaceae.
UAUUUUAAUUUUAACAUUGGUUAACUGGUAAAUUGGUAAUGGUGGUUUCUUUUUGUUUUUUUCUUUUCCUUUUUUAAUUUUUUGACCCACUCCUCAGGUGAUACCCAAGUAAUAAUAAGAUAAAAAAAAAUAUCUCUCUGGCUGUGAUGUUGUCUAACUCAGUUAGAUUUAAGUAUAAAUGCUGAAAGACAAACUAAACUAAAUUUUCUCAAUUUUGAUGCUCGAUAAGCUGCAACCUAGAGCAGGCCAUUGAUCCUACAUAUAGUAGGUUAUAUCUAUUUGGUUUCAAGAGCCCCUGAUUAAAGUUAUAAUCCACAUUUUUGUGUUUAUUUGCAGUGUUUAUGGGAAUAGGUCCCAGAUCAAACACAUUCAGUUAUGCUGAGCUGAAAAAUGCUACAAAAGACUUCCAUCCGAAAAAUAAGCUAGGAGAGGGGGGCUUUGGGCCAGUUUACAAGGGUACCCUUCUUGAUGGGAGGGUAGUGGCUGUGAAGCAACAACUCUCAGUGGCAUCCCAUCAAGGAAGAAAUCAAUUUGUAACAGAGAUUGCUACCAUAUCUGCAGUCCAACAACGCAACCUUGUCAGAUUAUAUGGAUGCUGCAUUGAAGGAGGGAAGCGUCUCUUGGUCUACGAGUACCUUGAAAACAAAAGCCUUGAUCAAGCCCUCUUUGGGAAGACUUGUUUGAAUCUUGAUUGGCCAACUCGCUAUGAGAUAUGCUUGGGAAUUGCAAGAGGGCUAGCUUAUCUUCAUGAAGAGUCAAGACCUAGGAUUGUACACAGAGAUGUCAAGGCUAGUAAUAUUCUACUUGAUGCUGAGUUAAAUCCCAAAAUUUCAGAUUUUGGUUUGGCCAAGCUUUAUGAUGACAAGAAGACCCACAUUAGCACCAGAGUUGCAGGAACAAUUGGCUCUCUCGCACCAGAGUAUGCUAUGCGUGGACAUCUAACCGAGAAGGCUGAUGUGUUUGGGUUUGUUGUUGUCACUCUAGAGAUCAUUAGUGGGCGGCCAAAUUCUGACUCCAGCUGUCCAGAUAAGAUCUAUCUUCUUGAAUGGGUAUGGAAUCUACAUGAAAAUAGCCACGAUCUUGAACUUGUUGAUCCAAAAUUAAGUGAAUUUGAUGAAGGAGAAGUUCAUCGACUUACAGGAAUAGCCCUGUUAUGCACUCAGACUUCACAUGCACUGUGCCCCUCCAUGUCAUGCGUUGUGGCCUUGCUUUCAGGAGAUAUUGAAGUGAGCACCAUCACAUCCAAACCCAGUUAUUUAACAGAUUGGCAAUUUAAUGAUAUCACCAGUAGCUUUUUGAGUGAGAAUUCUUUGAGGAAGUCAAUGUCAGAGUCAAUUGACAGCCAAUUCAAGACAUCAUCAGAUACUACCGUGGUGAAUGAACCAAACACUUCCACCGAAGAUGUUUCUCAACCAAUGCUCCAUAGUAUCAUUGGAGAAGGAAGGUGACAAUUGGCUUCCAUGUUAACCAAACAUGUAUCAUAAAUGUCUUGUUUUUCUUGCAGUUUCCUACUAGAGGAAGGUACUUUCAUUGUGCAGCCUAUUUGUUGUUUCAAAACUAAAAACAAAAAUUUGUUAUUAAUGUUUCAGAAAAUAUUGAGUAGCCUAUUUCCUUU